This is a messenger RNA of Symbiodinium pilosum, 3423 nucleotides long. Lineage: Eukaryota; Dinophyceae; Suessiales; Symbiodiniaceae. The record is from the annotation of a GenBank genome assembly.
AUGGCUGCCAACAUGACUGCGGCCUCCAUCAAGCAGCGGCUGCUUGAGCUGAGUCGCGAGGAAAGGCAAGGCAGCUUGGGCGACGCCGCUUCCCUGGCUUCGCAAGGGCAGAGCACGUCCAGUUUCCUCGAUGGCUUUGCUCUAUCGCGGCCGCAGAGCGAUGCCCCGUGCGGCAUGCAGGCACUCACUGCUCCGAUUGUGUUCCCAGCACCCAAGCUUGCCGCAUCUCCUGCACCUACUGUUUCAACAGCCUCUCCGCAAGCCCGGCUGAGCCAGUCGCAGUCCAGGAGGUCACCUGCAACUUCUCAGGAGGCGCAAAGCCAGCCUUUCCACUGGGUCUGCAACACUGAUUUCAGGAGACGAGGUGAUGUGAUGAACGCUGCCUGUGCUCUACCUCCCCAAGGCGUCGAGGACACGGACAAUUCCGAGAGCGGGUCCGACUCUUUGCCUCAGUUGAGGCAAAUUCGUGAGAUUUGCUGGCAGCAGAUGAAGCUCUUGAAAGCGCACAGCGAUCUCCUGCAGCAUGGGAAAGUCUCGGGUUUGCAGCUGGAAGCCUUGAAGCAGCAGCAGCAGUUGCUUCUUCAAGGUGUAGAAGGCCAGCUGAAGCAGCUCUUGGAGCCGCAGCAGGGCUCUCGGCGUGCAGCUGCAGAGCGUGAAGAGGAGGCGUUGGUGUUGGCUGGGGCAGACGCUGCAGACAGCUGCCGCAUGGCCGAGAAGUCCCAGAUGCAGCAGCUUGACCAGCAGCUCUUUAAGGUACCUGCCCUCCCGGUUGAGGUGAGCUUUGCCAGGUCCCGGUCUCAAGCAGAGGAUUUCCGGGUCCUGGUGCUUGGAAUGGAUCUUCUGGGCCGUGAAGUCUUGAGCGAUCUGGCUGAGCGUGGUUGGGAAGUCCAGGGUUUGUGCCAGAAAGCACCGACACAGCCUAAAGAGCGAUGGCGUGUUUGGACCUGCGAUGUCACCAGCGCAAGUGACCUACAGAUGCACCUCCAACGAUUUCGGCCUCAGGCUGUGGUGAACUGCCACACAGCUGCAGCUCUGUCAGGGCUGGUGGAGCCAUCCUCAGACAACGACGCCCAGUCAAGGAAAGUCCUGGCUGCAGCUGCUGCCCUGGCCUCAGCUUGCGAGGCCUGGGGAAUUUUCCUGGUACAGCUCAGCUCCAACGCCGUCUUUGGCUAUGGUGACCCAGCCAUGCCUUGUGCAGUGGACAUGGAGCCACACCCACAGACGCCCUUGGGAUGGCGUAGCCUUGCCGCAGAGCAGGAGGUUCUCAGCCGUUGCAGCUGCGCAGCGGCGCUGCGCGUCCCGCCACUGUACGGCCCUGUGGAGUCUUUGGAUGAGUGUGCAGUCACUCGCUUGUUGGAAGACCUGCGCGGAGGUGUCCGAGAAUUUGACAACUGCCAACACUGCUAUCCUACAUGGGCAGGGGAGGUCGCUAAUAUAGUGACCAGCCUUCUCCAGCGAAUGCAGCUGGGAUAUGGGCCGCGUGGCAUUUACCACUGGCAAGGUGGCGACCAGCUCACGGAGCUUCAGGUGGCGCAGCUUGUGCUGGACAAGGAGGGGAGCAACAUGUUUAACCGGUCGUCUGCCUUGGGCUCGUCGCCCGCGCUUCCGCUUAUGCCCGUGCUGCUUUCGCAACCAGUGGAGCUCGCAGAGAUGCCCCUCCAGGACUACGUCGAGGGCGUGAAGGGCAGGGCUGGACUCGGUGACUUGCAGCGCCUCGGCAACGUGGCAGAAGUGCAGAACGACAUCAACACCAACAAGAUCUUCGGAAGCACAGGCGACGUUGCAAAGCAGAUCUCCGCGACAUAUGGCUGCAGUCCUGUUGCUGUGGGGAGCAUGGGCAAAAGUGGUGAUGCCGGCUGCUCUUAUGUCAGCGUGUUCCAGAAUAUGGACCAUGCUGACCAUCAGUAUGCUGCUAACUGCGUGCCGGCCACGGUUUGCAAGGAAGACGUGGUGGGUAUGACCAAGGGACUGAUUGCCACCUACGGCGUGGUCUUGCAGAUCCUGCAACAAAAUCUUGGCUCCCUGGCCUACAUCGGUGAGGGAACCAGCACGAGCUGCUAUGAGGGCAUGAACAAGAUCAACCAGGGCCAGCUCCAUGACGUGUUGGUCACGGAGCCCGUCAAGCUGGGUCCCAUUACCAUCGGACACGCCACCAAAAUUGACAUCGAGGGCGUCAAGAAGCUCGGCGUUAAAGACACUCUUUCCAACUGCAAGGACGACUCCGAGGUUGCCUACCUUUUCAUCCACAACAAUUUGUACUGGUCCAAGGACGAGUCGAACGUGAACCUCCAGGACUUCGAGAAGUUCAAGGCAAAGAAGGCGGAGGAGAAGGAGGAGCUUAAAGAGAAGAAAGAAGCGGAGAUGAUCGCGGCCGCCGUCGCGGCCAAGGACACUGAGACAGCGGAAGCCGCGCUCGACAAGGUCGGUGCUGCGCCCCAACCCGCCAAAGUCGUCAAGGAGGAAGUGCCGAAGAAUGCCAAGCAACCCGUCCGCAAGAUGGUUGCGCAGCAGGUGGGGAAGGCUAAGGUGAUUCUCAAAAAGGUUUGCAAGGGCAAGACGGCUGACUGGCGUACACCCAGCGUGCCGAAACGCCGGAAGACGUCCGCGAAGCCAAAGGAGGCCAAGGCGCAACGGCAUCUACAUGCAUCAUUGAGUCUACCCGUUCAGGAUGGCGUUCUCAUGAAACGGAUCGAAGAUUGGCUGACGUCGUCGUCUGAAAGGGCGAAUGCGAUCUGGUGCGACGCAGCAGGUGAAGGGCAUGACUAUCCCACCCCCAUCGAGAGAAAGGAGCAGCACCCAGGUGCAGGCACGGUUGUGCAGUGCAGCAGUGGAACGGCCUUUGCCGUCGCGCAUCGUGCACCCCCAAAGGUCUCCAUCAGCAAGCUCUUGGACUUGUUGGGGCCCCGCGAGUUCCGCGAUGGCCUUCCCUUACGAUACAAUUUGCUGGCCUCGGAUGAGGAGAGGGUUCUUGGCAAGCUGGAGAGGCUGGGUGGUCGGGCACUGGCACAGGAGAAGAAGGAGACUUUCAGACUCUACGGAGAAGAGGGAACAAUGAUGGUAUCAACCCGUAGCGUUGUGAUCUUCAUAGAGCUGCAGUACGAGAACGGGCAGCACAUUGCCAGAUGUUCUCUCAGCAGGAUGGACUUGCGGUCAGCAAAUAAGAACAUCUACAGCUGCUGGGGCAACGAGAAUAGUGAUGUGCCUGCCUGCGGCGUGGAGCUGACAAUGGUUGAGUGCGGCCAGGUCCUCCACUUGGAGUGUUUGGAGGACCAGAUCCGUGCUGUAGAAAUAGAAAACUUGCGGUUGCGGCUGAUCAACGUGGAGCGUCACAUCGCAAUCCAGGCAUUACGCCGGGAACUGAUGACUGCGAGCAUCGAAGAGAGCUUGGAAGUACAAGCCGCUGCUGCAGCCUGGGCGACUUGA